UCGUCAUCUUUUCAGUCAGCUUUUCGAAUUCCAUUUUUCUGGCGAAUUUCAAAUGCAAAUUGGGGAUUUAGGGUUUGUUUAUCUAGAAAUCAACUACCGUACUUUCUCAGGAUUGAGGAAUUGCUCUUGGAUUUAGGUGCUUCCGAAUUUUAGUUGUUUUAUGUGUAGCACCAAGAAGUUUCUCAUCUGAUCCAUAUCCUUAUGUCCGGAAAAAGUGUUUCAUACGCUUCACUUAGCAAUGUGGGAAAGGAGGAGAAAAAGGUUCACUAUGAUGAUGAUGAUGACUAUGUCGAUUCUGCAUGGAAUAUGCCACAAGAGGAUACCUGUCCUUCAGGAGCACAGUUCUUGAAGGGGGCUAUUUAUCCAUACCUUGAUGGUUCUGAUGAUUAUAAUGAUGGGGGUUACGAUUCAAGCGAUGAACCUCCGAAUCUUUCACAAGCUAUUAGAACUCCAGAUGUGAAUUUAAAAAAUGUGAUGACAGGAAUUUUUGCUAUUUUAACUGGACGGAAUAAGGUUGGAACUACGGGUCAACACAUGUCCACUUCUAAUGUUUCUUUCCUGGGAUCGGGUAAGAAUGGUGAUACAGUCUUGAAUUCAUCUGUUUAUAUUCCAAGUGCUCCACCUCUUCUUGAGGCUAGUGGGUUCAACUAUAGUGCGUUCAAAGAUGUUUUAGAAGCUGAACCUCCUGAUUGGAUUCCAGAUAGCUAUACUACAGCUUGCAUGCAGUGUACUGCUCCAUUUACUGCACUUACUCGUGGCCGACAUCACUGUCGGUUUUGUGGGGGGAUAUUUUGUCGAACAUGCACAAAGGGGAGGUGUUUGCUUCCUGUUAAAUUUAGGGAGCGGAAUCCACAGAGAGUAUGUGACACCUGUUAUGAUAGGUUGGACCCUUUGCAAGGGGUAUUAGUAAAUACCAUCAGCAAUGCUGUACAGGCAGCAAAGCAUGAUGUGUUGGAUUGGACAUGCGCAAGAGGUUGGUUGAAUCUUCCUGUUGGUCUGUCCAUGGAGUAUGAGAUAUACAAAGCAUCUGUCACAUUGAGGAGUUAUAGUCAGGUUGCAAGGUUGAAUCCUGAGAGAUCUAUACCUUCAGCAAUCCUUAAAGGAGCUAAAGGCCUGGCAAUUUUAACUGUUGCCAAGGUGGGUGCUGUAAUUGCUUAUAAGUUGGGCACUGGGCUAGUAGUUGCUCGCAGAAUGGAUGGAACAUGGUCUGCUCCAUCUGCAAUUGCUUCAGUUGGCAUGGGAUGGGGUGCUCAGAUUGGGAGUGAACUCACAGAUUUUGUAAUUGUCCUUCAUGAUUACAAAGCCGUGAAGACAUUCUGUAGCCGCAUGCACUUUUCACUUGGGGCUGGCUGCAGUGCUGCAGCUGGUCCAGUUGGAAGAGUGCUUGAAGCAGAUAUUCGAGCUGGUGAUAGAGGAUCUGGUGUGUGCUACUCUUAUAGUUGUAGCAAAGGGGCUUUUGUGGGCGUUUCUUUGGAAGGAAAUAUUGUCUCUACUAGGAUAGGCACAAAUCUACGCUUCUAUGGCGACCCGUAUCUCACAGCAGCUGAUAUCUUGCUUGGGGCAGUUGAUAGACCGAAGGCUGCUGAACCUUUGUAUCUUGCCCUUGAAGAUCUCUACUCCAAAAUGCAAUGCUAGGCCUGUUGGAACUUGGAAGUAAUAAGCCUUCGUCAGUUCGUCUUACUUGGUAUCAAGUUUUACUUUCCCAUGUAUAAUUUGUACAUAGUUUUUAUAGAUUUUUACAUUAACAGACAGUACAUAAGUAAAUAUGUGAACAUUAUUUCUGCUUGAAAUUGUAAAUGACCUUCCUCUUCUGCUUUUCCGAAUUACAAAUUGUUGCCAAUAUGAAGACAGUUUUAGACC
This is a messenger RNA of Beta vulgaris subsp. vulgaris (sugar beet), 1860 nucleotides long. RefSeq lists its product as hypothetical. Bases 202 to 1635 code for a protein of 477 amino acids. The transcript is spliced from 5 exons. Gene Ontology annotation, molecular function: metal ion binding; phosphatidylinositol binding. NCBI's taxonomy places the organism in Eukaryota, Viridiplantae, Streptophyta, Magnoliopsida, Caryophyllales, Amaranthaceae. The record is from RefSeq and is a predicted model, not a curated record.